Saccostrea echinata is the source of this 1490-nucleotide messenger RNA. RefSeq lists its product as uncharacterized. NCBI's taxonomy places the organism in Eukaryota, Metazoa, Mollusca, Bivalvia, Ostreida, Ostreidae. The record is from RefSeq and is a predicted model, not a curated record. The transcript is spliced from 6 exons. Bases 172 to 1368 code for a protein of 398 amino acids.
GACAUUAAGAAAACCAUAGUUGGAACUCUGUUGUUUGUGUCCAGGGUAUGUGUCUGUGGGGAGACUUUCACAUGGGGAUCACAACCCUUCACUGGAUCAAUUCCUACUGGAAACUUGGUCUUGUCAGCAGCAAUUUUGAUUAGUGGCAGUAGCAUAAAUCAAAGUUUGACCAUGUUUCAACAUGCUAAUAUAUCCUGUUUCUCAGAGAGAACCUAUCACAACAUCCAACAGCAUUAUCUUGUACCAGCUGUUGAAAGGGUUUGGAAAGUACAUCAAGAUGCAAUAUUUGAUGUAAUAAGACAACAAAAUGUAGCUGUUGUUGUUGGGGGAGAUGCUAGAUGUUGUUCACCUGGACACACAGCUAAAUAUGGAUCAUAUAGUUUGAUGGAUCUGGAGCUGAGACAGAUACUUGAUGUUCAACUAGUUCAGAGCAAUGAAGUCAAAAGUUCAUAUUGGAUGGAAAUGGAGGGUUUGACGAGGUGCCUUAAGAGAGUUGAAGAGGAGGGAGUAGUUAUUAGUGACCUUGUUACUGACAGACAUCCCCAGAUUAAAGCUUACAUGAAAAAAGAAAGAAGUGACAUAAACCAUUGGUUUGAUGUGUGGCAUAUGGCCAAAGGGGUGUUUAAAAAGUUGGAGGCUAUUGGGAAGAAAAAGAAGUACAAGCAAGUGGGUGAUUGGGCACGGUCAGUUUCAAACCACCUAUACUGGUGUGCAGCAUCUAGUGAAGGAGAUGGUGAAUUGGUGUCUGAGAAAUGGCUGUCUAUCCUCAACCACAUCACUGAUGUUCAUGAGGGUCAUGGGAAGCGAUUCCCCAAGUGCUUACAUGGUGACCUGGAGGACAGAGAUUGGAUUAAGAAAGGUAGUCUAGCUUUCCAGGAGAUGGAAAAAGUUGUUAAGGGCAGACUGCUGGUGCAAGACAUUAAGAAACUCUCCCCUGCAGAGCAAACUUCAGCACUUAAAGCCUACCACAAUGUAGUGUGUCAUUUUGCACCCAAAUCUUUGCAUUUCUUUUAUGCUUCAAUGAAGGCCAGACUAUACAUUGCAGCCCUGCACUUCAAUGAAAACUCCAGCCGGGAUCAAGCUGUAAACAAAAGUGGAGAGCUAAUAUAUUCUGUGUCAUAUCCAAAAGGCAGAAAUGGAGCUGGCAUUCCAAAGGAAGUCAAAGUAAAGCAAACAUACAAUUAUGCAAUGGUUUUGAUGCAAGAAGUGAUCAAAGUGAGACUGGAGUUUGGUUCGUACAGUGAGUCCAGAAAGAGUCGUGAGGCUGCCAUGGUGAACUGUCCUGCUUCAAUUGCAUCCUCGUACCAACAUGUCCCAAAGUCAGAACUUGUGGAGCGCCAUAUCUGUCGGUUUAAUAAAAAAUGUUAGUUUACCAUACAAUCAUGAACAAACAAAAUGAAUUGUGCUCAAAUGUCAAAAACUUUCUAAGCUUGUAAACAUCAAUAAUUUUCUAAGCUUGUAAAAAUAAAAUUAUGUCUUUUGAGUCAUGA